ACAAAAAGGACACUGGUUUCUGGUAGGAACCGUAACUGUGACGCAACACAGGAAGCGUUGCGUUGUUUCAGUGUUUAGGGCUAAAUUUUGAACUCAGAUCUUGGUUUGGUCGGCAUGGCGUCUCAGCAGUAGGCUUUGAUUAAACAGUACUGUCAUUAAAACCAAUUUAAGUGACCAAACAUGCCGAAGGUCGUGUCCAGAAGUGUCGUGUGCUCCGACACCAGGGACAGAGAGGAGUAUGACGACGGAGAAAAGCCACUUCAUGUCUACUACUGCUUGUGUGGGCAGAUGGUUUUGGUGCUGGACUGCCAGCUCGAGAAGUUGCCCAUGAGGCCCCAGGACCGUGCCAGGGUGAUCGACGCGGCCAAACAUGCCCACAAGUUCUGCAACGUGGAGGAGGACGAAAAUGCGUACAUCAAAAGAGCCGAGGGCAUCGAGAAGCAGCACCGCAAGAAGUGCGGCAAGUGUGGCCUGCUGCUCUUCUACCAGCACCAGGAAAAGAACAACCCGGCCACCUUCAUUGUGGACGGAGCCGUGGUCAAGUUCGGACAGGGCUUCGGCAACACCAGCGUCUACAGCCAGAAGCAGCCUGAGGCUCCCAAGAAGGUCCGCGUGAUGAUGACCAAACGGACCAAAGACAUGGGCAAGUUCAGCUCUGUCACAGUGUCCACCAUAGACGAGGAGGAGGAGGAGAUCGAGGCAAGGGAGGUGGCGGACUCGUACGCCCAAAACGCCAAAGUGAUUGAGAAGCAGCUGGAGAGAAAAGGCAUGAGCAAGAGGAGGCUGCAGGAGCUGGCUGAGCUGGAGGCCAAGAAGGCGAAGAUGAAGGGCACACUCAUCGACAACCAGUUCAAGUAGAUGAGUCUAACUCAGGGACAAAGACAUACUGUGACUGUUAUCCUCCGGAGGGCUUCACCUACACUGAAGAACAGUGGAUCCUGCAGAUCCACCUGCCUGACCUGUCCAGUACUUGCCCAGUUGCUGGGGCAAGAGCACUGCAGUCGACAGAGAGUGUGUUAUAUAUUUGGACAUAUAGAAAAGGGACUGAUAACGUUUGUGGGAGUUGCAUAUUAAUAUGGUGAUCUUUGGGAAGUUACAGACCUUUAAAUUUGUUUGAAAUGUUAUUUUCUACAAAAUUAAAAUAGCAAAUAAACCUGUUUGCUUUUUUUCCCCCAAA
This is a messenger RNA of Xiphias gladius (swordfish), 1177 nucleotides long. It is a transcript of the gene steep1, whose product is annotated as STING1 ER exit protein 1. The coding region runs from base 181 to 858 and encodes 225 amino acids. The record is from RefSeq and is a predicted model, not a curated record. The transcript has a single exon. Lineage: Eukaryota; Metazoa; Chordata; Actinopteri; Istiophoriformes; Xiphiidae.